Messenger RNA from Neofelis nebulosa (Clouded leopard), 1175 nucleotides. It is a transcript of the gene TSSK3, whose product is annotated as testis specific serine kinase 3. Gene Ontology annotation, biological process: microtubule cytoskeleton organization; protein phosphorylation; intracellular signal transduction. Gene Ontology annotation, cellular component: cytoplasm. The record is from RefSeq and is a predicted model, not a curated record. The transcript has 2 exons. Gene Ontology annotation, molecular function: protein serine/threonine kinase activity; ATP binding; tau-protein kinase activity. Lineage: Eukaryota; Metazoa; Chordata; Mammalia; Carnivora; Felidae. The coding region runs from base 1 to 807 and encodes 268 amino acids.
AUGGAGGACUUUCUGCUCUCCAAUGGGUACCAGCUGGGCAAGACCAUUGGGGAAGGGACCUACUCAAAAGUCAAAGAAGCAUUUUCCAAAAAACACCAAACAAAAGUGGCAAUUAAAAUUAUAGACAAGAUGGGAGGGCCGGAAGAAUUUAUCCAGAGAUUCCUGCCUCGGGAGCUCCAGAUUGUCCGUACCCUGGACCACAAGAACAUCAUCCAGGUGUAUGAGAUGCUGGAGUCUGCUGACGGGAAAAUCUACCUGGUGAUGGAGCUGGCUGAAGGCGGGGACGUCUUUGACUGUGUGCUGAAUGGGGGGCCACUUCCCGAGAGCCGGGCCAAGGCCCUCUUCCGUCAAAUGGUCGAGGCCAUCCGCUACUGCCAUGGCUGUGGUGUGGCCCACCGGGACCUCAAGUGUGAGAACGCCUUGUUGCAGGGCUUCAACCUGAAGCUGACUGACUUUGGCUUCGCUAAGGUGUUGCCCAAGUCACGUCGAGAGCUGAGCCAGACGUUCUGCGGCAGCACAGCCUACGCCGCCCCCGAGGUGCUGCAGGGUAUUCCUCACGAUAGCAAGAAGGGCGACGUCUGGAGUAUGGGCGUGGUCCUGUACGUCAUGCUCUGUGCCAGCCUACCUUUUGACGACACAGACAUCCCCAAGAUGCUGUGGCAGCAGCAGAAGGGGGUGUCCUUCCCCACUCAUCUGGGCAUCUCAGCCGAAUGCCAGGACCUGCUCAAGCGGCUCCUGGAACCAGACAUGAUCCUCCGGCCUUCAAUCGAAGAAGUUAGUUGGCAUCCAUGGCUAGCAAGCACUUGAUAAAAGCAAUGGCAAGUCCUCCCCAAUAAAGCAGGGGGAGAAAGCAAACCCAAAAACGCGCUUCUAAAAUGGUGAUAUAUAUUUUACACUUUAAGUUUACUUGUGUCCUAAAACUUACCUACACCUUCCCCGGCCUUUUCUCUCUCUUUCCCUUGAAAUAUCUUGGUGGAACCACAGGGCCUCAUUCAGACUUCCCUUUUAUUACAGCUAACAAGUGAUUUGCACACAGGCGUUUUAACUAAAGUUAAUUAAAAACAGACCCCAGAAUCAUACAUGUACAGGGGGAGGAGAGGAGAAAAAUGACCAAGAGCAGCUGGAACCACUGUUGCUGCAACUUCCUUUCCAAAUAAAAGCAGAAGCGUUGGGAA